Molecule: messenger RNA, 2290 nt
Organism: Coccidioides immitis RS
Lineage: Eukaryota; Fungi; Ascomycota; Eurotiomycetes; Onygenales; Onygenaceae
Exons: 3
Coding region: 1-1710 (569 amino acids)
Biological process (GO): protein polyubiquitination; positive regulation of proteasomal ubiquitin-dependent protein catabolic process; ubiquitin-dependent protein catabolic process
Cellular component (GO): cytoplasm; ubiquitin ligase complex
Molecular function (GO): ubiquitin protein ligase activity; zinc ion binding; ubiquitin conjugating enzyme binding
Source: RefSeq, a predicted model, not a curated record
AUGCCAACGACUUCGCAUUCCGCGUCUCAGAUUAGUUUACCUGCGUCGGAUUCGCGACAUCGCAGGCGUAGGCGUUAUAGAGAUACUGAGGACAGAAAUUACAGUCGCAAAAGCCGAGCUGUGGAAGAUGAGGAUCAUAAAAGUGAAGGGACAAAGUCGCGAUCAGGAACAAGAUCUGGAAGAGAGGUGGAACUCCCUGACUCGCGAUCCAAAAUGCAUGGAGGCGCAGAACGCAGGCACCGCAGGAGCACCACGGCCACCGGCAGCACUCCGGAAAGGAGCCGUGUAGGAACUACGUCAGAAACCAAAACCCAGCGCGCGUCGCAGACUCCGAAGACCAGACCGGCGUCUGUCCAUCGGCACUCUACGUCCUCUACAAAACCCCCGUCUUCCUCGAAGGAGAAAAAAACCUCCUCUAAUAACCCUACUCCCGGUUCUCAAAAGACGAAGGAAGCUUCGAAAAACACAUCAUUGAAGCAACCACCUAGUGUAGAAGGGAAGCGUAACUCGAACUACAGGUUUCUAGGCAGCUUGUUCGGCAAUCCGCAUCCUCCAGUUGAAAAGAAAAUCACUUGCCUGACAUGCUUGUCUGACGAUGUUCCUAUCAGCAAGUCCGCCAAACUUGCCUGCUCACACCGCAUGUGCAACAAGUGUCUCAAGCGUAUCUUUACCAUGUCCGUGUCUGAUCCACAGCAUAUGCCUCCUCGAUGCUGUACGGACGAUCAUAUUCCGCUUAAACACGUUGAUAGGCUUUUCGAUUCAAAAUUUAAAAAUACGUGGAAUCGAAAGUACCAGGAAUAUACCACCAAAAACCGACUAUACUGCCCGGCCCGUGGCUGUGGAGAAUGGAUAAAACCAAAAAACAUCCAGCUAGAUACUAGCAAUGGGCCUACUUGUGGGCGCAAAUACGGCAAAUGCAGCAAAUGCAAAACCAAAGUUUGUGUGCUCUGCAACCGCAAAAUGCAUCGUUCCAAGGACUGUCCGAACGACGAAGAUACGAAGAGGUUCAAUGAAAUAGCCCAGGAGUCUGGAUGGAAGCGUUGUUACAACUGUUCUGCGAUGGUGGAAUUAAAAGAAGGCUGCAACCACAUGACAUGCCGCUGCACAGCUGAAUUCUGCAUAAUUUGCGGCUCGAAGUGGAAAACAUGCGACUGUCCGUGGUUUAAUUAUCAUACUCCUGGGGGUGGGGCCUAUCCGGAUAUCCCUCAGGGAAGGAUGAUGGAUGAGCAAGGGAAUGAAGACGUUCGAGCGCCUAUUCGAUACCAGCAGGAGCUCGACAUGCGACGUGCGCAGGAGCGACAAGAUGAAGUCCUUGCUAGAAGAUUGCAGCAAGUUCUCGGUCUUGAUGACGACGAUGACGGGAGCACUUAUGACUACUCCCCAAACAACAGGUACACAACUAAUAUUGACCCUGCCGACGUGAACGACGCAUUCCCUCCAAUAUACGAUGAUUUCUAUCUUCCCAGCAGAUUUGCCGGUACCCACACCCCACCUCCACCAGAAGACCGGAUAACUCGAACUGAUCUUCCACCCGACGAUCCUCCCAUGAUGCCUCCAGAUCAGGUGCCACGUUCGCCUAGAAUGCGAACCCAGCCACCCGAUUCCGCUCGACGUCGUCGACGGCGCAAGCAAGCCACUGCUCGUGAUAUGCCUUCAAGCUCAUCGCGAGCUCAACAGUGGAGACUAGGCCUCGGCAUGCUCCCCCGAUAACAGCCCUCUUCGCACUUAGCCACGAUAUCCUUCCUUCCGGUAAAUUCUUUGACACCCGAUCCCCUUCAAUCGAUCGAGAUGGAGGGAAUGAAAUUUGAAUCUAAACGAUCCAUGGCGUUUCUAUCUCCGACUGAUCCUGCUUUUCCGGCCUUCCGGAAUCUACCCUGUUUCCUGACCCACGAUUUAUUUAUUUGUUUUUUUUUAACCAUGAUUGAACGACAUGAGAUAAUGACCUGAAGUGAAUGGCAUGCACGCCAUAUUUGGAGGUAUUUAUAAGAUCCAUUCUACGUCGACAUCUUUGCAGGGGGCCUGCCCAAACCAACCUCUUUUAAAUUAUUACUAUACCAUGUUUUAUAACUACUAAGUUCCGUAGCUUCUUUUUCUCCCUUGUUUUACUUAUUUAUCGAUUAUGAUUCAGUUUCCAGUAUCGAAAUGCUCUAUAUCCCGGCGACCUAUCUCUUAUUUGAAUACUUUUCUUUCAUAUCCUAUGGGGAACCCCCUUCGAAGUUCAUAGGCGAGUAUUUGUUGAUUAAAAUGCAUACAAGCCUAGAAUCUAGCUAAAAUGCGAGAGUGGUAAUCC